GUAAUCGUUUCGCUCUUGGCUGUUUCAGGAUUCUAGCCUAAAGAGAGUUUGUAAUUUGUAGAGCUAUAGCUGUGGGACGGCUGUAGUGAAGUGUGGUGAAUUUCUCGUUUCGAUUUGUUUCUUCAUCAACACACUCGCUUUUAGGUUUGUAGACCUACUGUGUAGUAGGGGAGGUAGAGGAGAAUGUCAUCCGCUAAGGACGAGUCUGAUAAUGGAGUUUUCUUGGAGGUUUGGCGCUCAAACGUUGAAGAUGCGUUUGAUUGCAUCAUCAAACUCGUGGAAGAUUACCCGUAUAUUGCUAUGGAUACUGAAUUUCCGGGAGUAGUGGCACGACCAAUUGGAGAAUUUCGCAGUUCAUCAGACUAUCAAUAUCAAUUGUUGAGAUGUAAUGUGGACUUGCUGAAAAUCAUUCAAUUGGGAUUGACUUUCUACGACAAAGAUGGCCAGAAGGCUCCAAAUCCAGCUUCAUUUCAGUUCAAUUUCAAGUUUAGUUUGAGUGAAGAUAUGUAUGCACAGGACUCAAUCGAGCUACUAAAAGAUUCAGGAAUCAAGUUUGAUAGAGAUGAAGAAGAAGGAAUUGAUCCAGAGGACUUUGCUGAGCUCCUUAUGUCAUCAGGUGUUGUCUUAUGUGACAACAUUAAAUUUAUCUCGUUUCACAGUGGCUACGAUUUUGGGUAUCUGCUCAAAAUGCUAACAAAUACCAACUUGCCUGCUGAGGAAGCAGAGUUUUUUGAGUUACUAAAUGUGUACUUUCCCUGCAUCUAUGACAUCAAAUAUCUUAUGAAAAGCUGCAAAAAUUUAAAAGGAGGUCUUCAAGAAGUUGCAGAGUGCCUUGAACUGGAGAGAAUCGGGCCACAGCAUCAAGCAGGAAGUGACAGCCUGUUGACCGGAGCCGCUUUCUUUAAAAUGAAACAAAUGUUUUUUGAAGAUCAUAUUGAUGAUGCUAAAUACAAGGGACAUCUUUAUGGAUUGGGCAAUGCUUUCGUUAACGGGCUAGGACUAGGAGCGCAGCUAGAUGAGUAGUUUGAACUGAUGUUGUAAUAAUUGCAGGUUAUAUAUUGCACUGAUCUGCA
Corticium candelabrum is the source of this 1073-nucleotide messenger RNA. Its product is annotated as CCR4-NOT transcription complex subunit 7-like. Gene Ontology annotation, cellular component: P-body; CCR4-NOT core complex; CCR4-NOT complex. Bases 184 to 1023 code for a protein of 279 amino acids. Gene Ontology annotation, molecular function: poly(A)-specific ribonuclease activity; nucleic acid binding. The record is from RefSeq and is a predicted model, not a curated record. The transcript is spliced from 5 exons. Lineage: Eukaryota; Metazoa; Porifera; Homoscleromorpha; Homosclerophorida; Plakinidae.